Mollisia scopiformis is the source of this 1195-nucleotide messenger RNA. Its product is annotated as GroES-like protein. Gene Ontology annotation, molecular function: zinc ion binding; oxidoreductase activity. The transcript has a single exon. Bases 230 to 1195 code for a protein of 321 amino acids. The record is from RefSeq and is a predicted model, not a curated record. Lineage: Eukaryota; Fungi; Ascomycota; Leotiomycetes; Helotiales; Mollisiaceae.
UUAUUUUUGAUAAGAGAUUUCGGUCAUUAUUUUGUACGCAAACUUUACAUGAUGGGUAAAAGCUCAAGCAAUCCCAGGAAUUCUGAAAUUCGCUGCCGACGAAGCUAGUGCGGUGCGGGGUCCAAGGGGGAAUUCCGAUCAUCUCUCGAAUAGAGUUUGAGGGGCUCAUAUAUUACGACAGAUUUCAAGCCAAUCUCAUUCGACAUUCAAUCCUGUCAAUUGAGAGAAGAUGAAGGCCUACCAAUUUGAAGAUGCAUCAACCGGCCUCCAGCUCCGUGACAUUCCAGUCCCAAAAGCAAAAGCGGGUGAAGUCCUACUCCGCGUCGAAGCAGCUGGACUAUGCCACACAGACUGUCAUAUCAUCGGUGGUCAUGUCGAUGACUGGAUUCGAAAACGUCCAAUUACUCUCGGACAUGAAGUUGCAGGAGUCAUCACCGAACUUGGAUCCGCUUCCGAGUUCAAAGUUGGAGACAGAGUAGCAGUCAGCCUUCCAGGUCACUCAACAGAAGAACCAGAUUGGAAGAAUGCCGUGGGGAUGGGAUUUGAUGGCGGCUAUGCAGAAUUCAUGACCGUAUCGACAAAAUACGUCGUCCCAAUUCCAGCAAACGUGAGCUUCGAGCAAGCAGCCGUGGCAGGAGAUUCAAUCUUGACAGCUUACCACGCCGUAGUCCACGAGGCAGAAGUAGAUUCCACAAAGACGGUGGCUGUCAUUGGACUAGGCGGUGUUGGAAUAAAUGGUGUCCGCAUAGCUGCUCUUCAAGGCGCAAUUGUAUACGGCAUCGACAUCGAUGAAGGGAAGUUUGAGGGAGCCAUGAAGCAAGGCGCGAAAGCUUGUUUCAAAAAUUUCGAGCAGGCUUCAGACAUCAGAUUCGAUGCAAUCCUUGAUUUUGCAGGAGUAGGUACGACUACUGCUGCUGCAGUGAAAGCUGUCAAAGCUGGAGGUCAGGUGGUGCUGGUAGGCAUGGGUGCACCCAUAAUGGAACUUUCUACAUUGGCAAUCGUUACUCGAAGGAUCCAGCUUCGUGGGUCGCUGGGUGCCAGUAUUCCUGAAUUCAGCCAAGUUCUAGCGCUGAUCUCCAAAGGAGAUAUCGUACCUGUGCUGCAGGAAAUUCCUUUCGAAGAUGUCGUGGAAGGAUUGAAGCGAGUGGAGAGGAGUGAGGUCAAUGGAAGGCUGUUCACCAGACCAAACAAAUGA